This is a messenger RNA of Urocitellus parryii (Arctic ground squirrel), 1470 nucleotides long. It is a transcript of the gene Mc5r, whose product is annotated as melanocortin 5 receptor. Gene Ontology annotation, biological process: G protein-coupled receptor signaling pathway. Gene Ontology annotation, cellular component: membrane. NCBI's taxonomy places the organism in Eukaryota, Metazoa, Chordata, Mammalia, Rodentia, Sciuridae. Gene Ontology annotation, molecular function: melanocortin receptor activity. The record is from RefSeq and is a predicted model, not a curated record.
CCCUGAGCUCGCAGAGGCGGUCCCCGCGCGUGGACGCCGGGUACCCAGGCUGAGCGCGGAGCAAGAUCGGAGCCCAGGGAGAGCGCCGUACAUUUACUGGCAAGAAGAGGUGGUGUUUUCCCCCAGCCAUGAAUUCCUCAUUUCACCUGCAUUUCUUGGACCUCGGCCUGAACACCACUGAGAGCAACAUUUCAGGACUCAGUGUCAAGAACAAGUCGUCUCCCUGCGAGGACAUGGGCAUUGCAGUGGAGGUGUUCCUGACCCUGGGUCUCAUCAGCCUCUUGGAGAACAUCUUGGUCAUUGGCGCCAUCGUGAAGAACAAGAACUUGCACUCGCCCAUGUACUUCUUCGUGUGCAGCUUAGCGGUGGCCGACAUGCUGGUGAGCAUGUCCAACGCCUGGGAGACCAUCACCAUCUACCUGAUAAAUAACAAGCACCUGGUGAUGGCAGACGCCUUUGUGCGCCACAUUGACAAUGUGUUUGACUCCAUGAUCUGUAUUUCCGUGGUGGCCUCCAUGUGCAGUUUGCUGGCCAUCGCGGUGGACAGGUACGUCACCAUCUUCUACGCGCUGCGCUACCACCACAUCAUGACGGCCAAGCGCUCGGGGGCCAUCAUCGCGUGCAUCUGGACCUGCUGCACGGGCUGCGGCAUCGUCUUCAUCCUUUACUACGAAUCCACGUACGUCAUCGUGUGCCUCAUCUCCAUGUUCUUCACCAUGCUCUUCCUCAUGGUGUCCCUGUACAUACACAUGUUCCUCCUGGCGCGGACCCACGUCAAGCGGAUCGCCGCCGCGCCCGGGUACAGCUCUGUGCGGCCGAGGACCAGCAUGAAGGGCGCCGUCACGCUCACCAUGCUGCUGGGGGUUUUCAUCGUGUGCUGGGCCCCCUUCUUCCUCCAUCUCAUCUUAAUGAUCUCGUGCCCGCAGAACAUCUAUUGCUCCUGCUUCAUGUCCCACUUCAACAYGUACCUGAUCCUCAUCAUGUGUAACUCCGUGAUCGACCCUCUGAUCUAUGCCUUCCGCAGCCAAGAAAUGCGGAAGACCUUUAAAGAGAUCAUUUGUUGCCAUGGCUUCAGAGUGAGCUGUAGGUUCCCUAGCAGGUAUUAAUCCCAACGCCACCCUCUCUCUGGCUCUCAGUUCUCCUCUGGCAGAGCCGGUGAGGUCCACUAGGAACCCGAAGGAUCACUAGGAAUCGGAACUGCGUUCCCCUUAUCUCUUCUCCAGUUCAGAUGUGUCCGCCUUUUCUCCUGUGGUCACUGUCAUGUCAAAUGUGUGCAUGUUGCUUCUCCAUUUUGUAAGUGGACUGUGACAAUUUUUCACUGUCCCUUUUCAUCUUGCUAUUUCUCAAGUCCAACCUCCCUCUGUGUGGACUUAGGGAAUGCACAACACACAGAGUGCAUGUAAGUCUAAGCCUGCUAUUGGAAGAAAAAGCAUGACCAUCUAGGGGCUGGGGCUGAGGCUCAGCAGUAGA